This is a messenger RNA of Nothobranchius furzeri (turquoise killifish), 3650 nucleotides long. Its product is annotated as solute carrier family 22 member 2. The record is from RefSeq and is a predicted model, not a curated record. Gene Ontology annotation, biological process: transmembrane transport. Gene Ontology annotation, cellular component: membrane. Lineage: Eukaryota; Metazoa; Chordata; Actinopteri; Cyprinodontiformes; Nothobranchiidae.
GGGCCUCGACCCUGCCUUUGGGAACCACUGAUCUGUAUGACGGUAUUUUAUGUUUCAUGAGUGUAAAACCGUGUCCUGCUUCUAGAAGACCUUUAUGUGGUGAAUCAGUGAUUGUGUAAUAUUUGUGUUAUGAAGCAAUCGUUACACACUAACUCUCACACGCUGGAGAUCGGGUUCAGAGGCAGAAUAAAUAUUCGCAGCCUUAAUUCUUCUGUUCACAUCCCUUAAACAGUAACAAACUGUGCAGUUAUUAUUUUUUUACCCAACGCUUUUGGACUUUAGCUCCACACCCUGAUCUGGUUAGUGAGGCAGAUUAAACUCUGAUCGUCCCUGAGAACAUUUCAGUCCACAGCGCAGCCUGCUGAACAGAACCUCAGAGCCCAUUCGGCGGAGCGAUGGCGACCUUUGAUGACCUGCUGGAGGAGGCCGGGGCUUUUGGUCGCUCUCAGAAACGGAUCUUCAGCUUGCUUUGCUUCUUGUCCUUGUUCUUUGCAGGUUCAUACGUGGGCAUCGUGUUCCAGGGCUUCACUCCGGAUCACUGGUGCCGGGACGCUGCGGCAGUGGAGAGGAGAAGGGCCUGCGGCUGGAGCCUGGGAGAAAGUCGACGGCUGACGGCUCCUUUGGUCAACAUCUCUGGAGUUCUGCAGCACAGCAGCUGUGAGCAGUACGAGCUGGACUGGAACUCAACAGAACCCAGCUGUGAUCUGCAGAACCUGCACGUGAGCAGACUGACGUCUACAGCAUGCAAGGAUGGAUGGGAGUAUCAUUACGAAGGCAGGAACUCGAUUGUCACAGAGUUCGAUCUGGUGUGUUCAGAUGGGUGGUUGGUGGACAUGUACCAGUCUACUCUCAACGUUGGCUUCCUCGUCGGCAGCUUUGCUUUUGGCUAUCUGGCUGACAGGUUUGGGAGGAAGAUGAGUUUCCUCAUGUCUAAUGUGAUCAAUGUGGUAUCAGGAAUCGCGAUGGCUGUGGUUCCAGACUACACCUCCAUCCUGGUGCUCAGGGCCAUCUUUGGCUUCAGUUCCAAAGGAGGCUGGAUGGCUACAUAUGUGCUGCUCACAGAGAUAGUUGGAGUAAAGUACAGACGAACAGUCGGCAUCUUGUACCAAAUGUUCUUCAGCGUUGGCCUCCUCUUCCUUCCUCUGCUUGCGUACUUCAUCGCUGACUGGCGCUGGCUGCAGGUCGCUUUCACAGCACCUUUCAUCCUUUUUAUGUCCUUUUACUGGUUGAUCCCAGAGUCUCCAAGGUGGCUCAUCUCUCAGAAAAGAUCCUCAAAAGCUCAAGAAAUAAUUGGAAAUAUGGCCAACGAGAACAAACGGAAACUUUCUACAAAUGUUCAGAGUCUAACUGAUGAAGAAGUUGGGACCACGUCUGCCUCCUUGAUGGACUUGGUCAGAACUCCGAACAUGAGAAAACACACCAUCAUCCUCAUGUUUAACUGGUUCACCAGCGCUGUGGUUUAUCAGGGUCUCAUCAUGCGGGUGGGGAUAGCAGGAGGAAAUAUCUACGUUGACUUCCUCAUCUCCAGCCUGGUGGAGUUUCCCGCCGCUUUUCUUAUUCUCCUCACCAUCGAGCGGGUCGGCCGUCGCCUGCCUUUCGCAGCCGCCAACAUCGUAGCCGGAGUUUCCUGCUUUGCCACUGCCUUCAUUCCUGACAGUAUAUUCUGGUUAAAAACCAUGGUGGCCUGUAUCGGUCGGCUCGGGAUCACCAUGAGCUUUGAGAUGGUCGUGUUCGUGAAUACUGAACUCUACCCAACAUUUGUCAGGAACCUAGGAGUGUCUGUUUGUUCAACUCUUUGUGAUAUCGGAGGAAUUGUGUCUCCCUUCCUGGUCUACAGACUGGCGGUCAUCUGGCUGGAACUGCCUCUCAUUAUCUUUGGAGUCGUAGCUCUCAUAGCAGGAGGUUUGGUUCUGCUCCUGCCUGAAACCAAAGGAGCUCCUCUCCCUGAGACCAUCGAGGAUGUGGAGUUCCCGGAUCGAAAAAAGGGAAAUCAAGAGGAAUGUCAAAAAAUGAAGAAACAUUUGAAAACAAAUGAAGACGUAUAAACUCUUUGAUGUACUCAACAGGUUUUGAAAACAAGGACAUUGUUUUCUUUUAAAUAUAUUUAGUUGGAAUAAUGAUGUCUUUGUUUUUAGCAUCUAAUGGAAAAAAAAACCAAGUCAUGCACUCUGCUUUGCUACAAGAUGUUGGUUGGUGUGGCACUGGCGCGACCUAAACCCCGUGUGCAGAAUGGUCACGCUGCAGAGGGAUAAAGGAAUUUAACUAUCUGAGAUGUGAUGGAAACUUAAAAAUAUUCACUUUUUGUGUAGUCGCUGCAUGUUGUAUCACAAUCACUGAUUUUUAUACACACUGUAAAACAUUCUAAUCAAGACGGAGUUUUUUUUUUAUCAAACAAGCUGUAACUUUUGCUCCAAGACUGAUGAAAAGAAGUAUGGAUUUAUCAAGAGCUUAAAGGUGCAUCAUGUAAAAAUUAGGCAAGGAUGAGAAUUGAUUCAAUUAAUUUUUUUCUUCAAAUUUCUACACACAACACCCCAUUAUGACAUAAAUGAAACAAGGUGUUAUUUUCGUCGUCGUCUUCCUCUGCUUAUCCAGGUGCGGGUCGCAGGGGCAGCAUCCCAACUAGGGAGCUCCAGACCGUCCUCUCCCCGGCCUUCUCCACCAGCUCCUCCGGCAGGACCCCAAGGCGUUCCCGGACCAGAUUGGAGAUGUAACCUCUCCAACGUGUCCUGGGUCGACCCGGGGGCCUCCUACCGGCAGGACAUGCCCGGGAAGGCGUCAAGGAGGCAUCCUGACCAGAUGCCCAAACCACCUCAACUGGCUCCUUUCGAUCCGGAGGAGCAGCGGUUCUACUCUGAGUCCCUCUCGAAUGUCCGAGCUCCUCGCCCUAUCUCUAAGGCUGAGCCCGGCCACCCUAAGGAGGAAACUCAUUUCGGCCGCUUGUAUCCGUGAUCUGUUAUUUUAUUUCUGCUAAUGUAUUAUAAUUCACGUCAAGAGGAGCCCUUAGAGACGGGGUGAGAAGCGUGGUCAUUCGGGAGGGGCUCGCAGUAGACCUGCUGCUCCUCCAUGUUGAGAGGAGUCAGUUGAGGUGGCUUGGGCAUCUGGUCAUGAUGCCUCCUCGACGCCUCCCUGGUGAGGUUUUUUGGGCACGUCCAACUCGAAGGAAACCCAAGGGAAGACCCAGGACACGCUGCUGGGGCUAUGUCUCUCGGUCGGCCAGGGAGCGCCUUGGGAUUCCCUUAGAGGAGCUGGCCAAAGUAGCUGGAGAGAGGGAAGUCUGGGCGUCUCAGCUUAGGCUGCUGCCCAGCUGACCUGACUGGAUAAGGGGCUGAAAAUGGAUGGACGGAUGAUGUUAUAAUAGAAACACAUGGGUAUUUGCUCAAGACGUUGUUGAGGCACCUUUGGCCUCAACUCUUUUUGAGUUUGGGACAUCCUUUCUUUUUGCAGCACCUCUCAAGCUCCAUCAGGUUGGAGGACAAGCAUCGAUGCCCAGCCAUUUUCAGAUCUCUCCAGAAAUGUUCAGUCAGAUUUAAGUCUGUGCUCUGGCCAGGCCACUCAGACCUCCACAGAGUUGUGCUGAAUACACUUCUUUGUUGUCCUUGUUGAGUGCUUGGGGUCAUCGUUUUUCUGAAAAAUAAACUGUCGAACCAGUC